AGUGAACACACCGUCUUUACCAGAGUUGUAAGAAGCUGACAUGUUUUGAGAGUAUUCCCUAUAAUAUAUCCCAAAAUGCGGAUAUUUACGGCUUGUUUCUGCACUGCGCUGGUUCUCCUGGUGGUCGUGUUUGGGCCGGUGAUCGCAGACAUCACGGACGGGAACGCGGAGCACCUGAAGCGGGAGCACUCUCUGAUGAAACCUUAUCAGGGUGUGGGCAGUCAGUGGGACUUCUGGGGCAGCACUCUGGUCACCAGCUCUUACGUCCGGCUCACUCCAGACGAGCGUAGCAAACAGGGCUCCAUCUGGAACACUGUGCCGUGUUAUCUGAAGGACUGGGAGAUGCACGUCCAGUUCAAAGUUCACGGUUCAGGGAAGAAGAAUCUUCAUGGAGACGGCAUCGCUAUCUGGUACACGAGAGACCGGCUGCACCCAGGCCCUGUCUUUGGGAACCAGGAUAAGUUCCAUGGACUGGCUUUAUUUGUGGACACGUUUCGUAACGACCUCCAUGGCAUGGAUCGUUCGUUCCCUUACAUCUCAGCUAUGGUGAACAACGGCUCUGUGAGUUAUGAUCACGGUAAAGACGGGCGUUCCUCGGAGCUCGGAGGAUGUUCAGCUGAAAUCAGGAACAGAGAAUAUGACACUUACCUUGCCGUCAGAUACUCUAAAGGAAGACUCACGAUAAUGGUUGAUGUCGAUGACAAAAAUGAAUGGAAAGAGUGCAUUGACAUUGGAGGGGUCAGACUGCCCACAGGAUACUACUUUGGAGCAUCAGCUGCAACUGGAGAUUUGUCUGAUAACCACGACAUCAUCUCAAUGAAGCUGUACCAGCUGAUGGUGGAGCACAGCCCAGAGGAAGAGAACCUGGACUGGACAAAAAUUGAGCCCAGCGUCAGUCUGCUCAAGUCCCCCAAAGACAACAUUGACGAUCCAACGGGUAACUUCCGUGGUACACCACUGACUGGGUGGAAGGUGUUUCUGCUCUUACUGUGCGCUCUGCUGGGCAUCGUGGUCUGUGCUGUGGUGGGAGCUGUGGUCUUCCAAAAGAGGCAGGAGCGAAAUAAAAGAUUUUACUGAGAAUAAACCAAAGGAAAAAACUCCAGAAGGGACUUUUAAUGUGAAAUUUUCUAAAGACUGUACAAACACGAAUAUGCAUUUCACUUGGCCAAAAAAAGAGUUAAGAGCUGAUAGGGUUGUCAGUAGGGGUGUAGGAAAAAAAAGGAUUGUGAUCAUCUUAACAGUUCUGGAUUAAUUCCAAAUUCUCAAAAAUCAAUUUUAAAUUACAUUAAUAACAGUGUUUCCACCUCUGUAAAAUGCCUCCCUUAAAAUUCACCAGACAUUGCCUCUGCGGACUUUACAUUUAUUUAUCAUUUAUAAAUAGACCAACAUAUUAAGUUCAAUCACUAAUGUAAAGAAUUAACUGGACCUAGAUAAUGAUAUAUUAUUUUCAUUGAGUUAUGAUUUAAUAAACUAAACACAACUAAAUACAAUUUUUGGGUACCUUCUGAUUUUUGUGCGAUUUAAGAACAGUUCUGUGUUAUAUGAAUGUACAAUUUACUUGAAAGAUUGUUACAACAGGGAACUUGAAAUGUGUAAAAUAAAUGUCCUGUAUGUAUUGUAAUUCAUCUUUCCUGAAUAACUUUGGAAUGAUCUCAAGCUGUAUCAGAAUAAGUAUAAGACCACAUAGACUACAGUGGCUUGCAAAAGUAUUCAUUCCCCUGGAACUUUUUAAAAUUUUGUCAAGUCACAACCACAAAUUUAAAUAUUUUCUUAUUUGCAUUUUAUGUGAAUAAGUAACACAAAAUGGUACACAAGUGUGAAGUAGAAAGAAAAUUAUACAUCAUCCAGAUAUAUAUAUUUAUACAUCCAGAUUUAAAAAAUAAAAAUAAAAAUACAAAACUGAACGUGCAAAAGUAUUCAGCCCCUCAAAGUCAAUAUGUCUCCACCAGCUUUGCAUACCUACAGAAUUUUAGAUUUUUGAAAUUUACCCAUUCUUCCUGGCAAAACAGUUCAAGCUGUGUCAGAUUUGAUGGAGACCGUUUGUGAACUACAGUUUUCAGAUCUUGCCACAGAUUCUCAAUUGGAGUUAGGUCCAGACUUUGACUGGGCCAUUCUCAUGAAUAUGUUUUGCUUUAAACAAUUCCAUUGUCGCUUUGGCGCUAUGUUUAGGAUCGUUGUCCUGCUGGAAGGUUAACCUCUGCUCCUGUCUCAAGUCUUUUGCAGACUCAAACAGGUUUUCUUCCAAGAUUGCCCUAUAUAUAGCCCCAUCCAUCUUCCCAUCAACUCUGACCAGCUUCCCUCUUCCAGCUGAAAAAAAAACACCCCCAGAGCAUGAUACUACCACCACCGUGUUUGACUGUGGGGAUGGUGUGUUCAGAGUGAUGUGCAGGGUUAGUUUUCCUCCACACAUAGUGUUUUACUUUCAGGCCAAAAAGUUCAAUUUUGGUCUCAUCAGACCAGAGCACCUUCUGCCACAUGUUUACAGUUCGCUACAGGUCAUUUGGAGGACACAGCAAACAAGACUUCUUAUGGUUUUCAACAAUGGUUUUCUUCUUGCCACUCUUCCAUAAAGACCAGAUUUGUGUAGCACAUGACUAAUAGUUGUCCUGUGAACAGAUUCCCCAACCUGAGCUGUGGAUCUCUGCAGCUCUUCCAGAGUCACCAUGGGUCUCCUGGCUGCAUCUCUGAUGAGUGCUCUUCUUGUUUGUUCUGUAAGUUUUGGUGGAUGACCAUGUCUGAGUAGGUUUGCAGUUGUGCCAUACUCUUUCCAUUUCUGGGUGAUGGAUUGAACAGUGCUCCUUGAGAUGCUCAACGCUUUUAAGAUCCAAGCCCCACUUUAAUCUUCGCCCACAACUUUUUUGCUGACCUAUUUGGUGUGCUCCUUUGACUUCAUUUUUUGGUUUGCUCCCCAAUACUCUCUUAACAAACCUUCUGUGGCCUUCACAGCACAGCUGCAUUUAUACUGAGACACGAUUACACACAGGUGGACUCUUUUUAGUCAACGUUCAACCUUCCAAAAUCAUCAGGCAACUUCUAAAAGCAAUUGGUUGCAUUCAAGAAAAAGGGGGCUGAAUACUUUUGCACACUGCACAAUUUUUUUUAUAUAUAUAUAUAUAAAAAAAAAAGUGGAAAUCUUUUAAAAUAUUUCCUUCCACUUCACACUUAUGUGUCAUUUUGUGUGGCUCAUUCGCAUAAAAUGCUAAGAAAAUGUAUUUAAAUUUGUGGUUGUGAGGUGACAAUAAAUGAAAAAGUUCCAGGCGGAUGAAUACUUUUGCAAGCCACUGUACCUACCUAACAGUCACCCAGGUAGGAUCUCUAGUGGUCCAGAUACAAGACCACAUGUUACAACCCCAAUUUCAAUUAAGUUGGGAUGGUGUGUAAAACUU
Messenger RNA from Periophthalmus magnuspinnatus, 3386 nucleotides. It is a transcript of the gene lman2, whose product is annotated as lectin, mannose-binding 2. Gene Ontology annotation, molecular function: D-mannose binding. Gene Ontology annotation, biological process: endoplasmic reticulum to Golgi vesicle-mediated transport; Golgi organization; endoplasmic reticulum organization. The record is from RefSeq and is a predicted model, not a curated record. The coding region runs from base 76 to 1077 and encodes 333 amino acids. Lineage: Eukaryota; Metazoa; Chordata; Actinopteri; Gobiiformes; Gobiidae. The transcript has 8 exons. Gene Ontology annotation, cellular component: COPII-coated ER to Golgi transport vesicle; endoplasmic reticulum membrane; endoplasmic reticulum-Golgi intermediate compartment.